Molecule: messenger RNA, 728 nt
Organism: Tricharina praecox
Lineage: Eukaryota; Fungi; Ascomycota; Pezizomycetes; Pezizales; Pyronemataceae
Product: ribosomal protein L23/L15e core domain-containing protein
Exons: 4
Coding region: 148-549 (133 amino acids)
Biological process (GO): translation
Cellular component (GO): ribosome
Molecular function (GO): structural constituent of ribosome
Source: RefSeq, a predicted model, not a curated record
CCCGCACACACGCACACCCAAGGCUUGGCGAUUCUGCCGCACACUCCGGAGUUGUCGAAACCAGAAACCUAGCCAAAUUUACACGCCCAACGCCCCAACGCCAACACCGACAGUCCACGCCCGAUACGACAAUCGAGAUUCGACAACAUGGCUGACACCGUUACCGUGAGGACCCGCAAAUUCAUGCGGAACGCCCUUUUGGCCCGCAAGCAGAUGGUGGUUGACGUCCUCCACGAGGGCAAGGCCAACAUCUCCAAGGACGACCUCCGCGCCAAGCUCGCUGAGACCUACAAGUCCGACAAGGAUGCCGUUUCCGUCUUCGGUCUCCGCACCCACUUCGGAGGAGGAAAGACCACCGGUUUCGCCCUCAUCUACGACUCUGUCGACAGCCUGAAGAAGUUCGAGCCCCACUACCGUCUGGUCCGUUACGGCCAGGCCUCCAAGAUUGAGAAGCCCUCUCGCCAGCAACGCAAGCAGAGGAAGAACAAGCAGAAGACUCUUCGUGGAACCGCGAAGGUCAAGGGUGCCAAGAAGAAGAAGGAGACGUAAAUGUUGUCACCUUAGUUCGGCCUGGUUUGUCGGGGUCUUUGGUGUUCUUUUUUCUUUGGGCAAUAAAAAUAUUCUCAACGGAACAAUGGGAAUACGGAGUUACUUGUUUUGCACAAUUGUAGACUGUUUGCCACUUCCAGUGCUAGUGCCGAGAUGGAGCCACCAGAGUAAUGUUCGUC